Messenger RNA from Rhopilema esculentum, 5538 nucleotides. Its product is annotated as endoplasmic reticulum metallopeptidase 1. Gene Ontology annotation, molecular function: metalloexopeptidase activity. NCBI's taxonomy places the organism in Eukaryota, Metazoa, Cnidaria, Scyphozoa, Rhizostomeae, Rhizostomatidae. The record is from RefSeq and is a predicted model, not a curated record. Gene Ontology annotation, biological process: proteolysis.
UUAGGGGUGAAUGGGCAGAAGAAAGAGGAAUCGAAAUAUUUGAACUGAGCGGCAGAACAAUGCACCCCUUUCCAACGAUACCUUUCAACGAGUGGUCAAUUUACUGUAUUUCUCAGUCAAGUUAAUCCAUAGGACGCGAUUAUUAUUUCUCACUUUUGUGAUCGUAAUCUGAAUCUCAUGCAUAUGAGGAAGAAAAAUUAGGGUGCAAUGGUAUAUUAUGUUUCGAAAAAUUUUAGUUUAUUGGAAAGGUGAGAGUAAGUUGUCAAGAAACCCAUCUAAGUAGAGUGUUGGUUGACUGUGAGGCAAGGACUGCAGAGCAUGUUACAGAUUGAAGGGGCAAACAUACAUAAAGCCAAAAACAAUCCAAUUUUUGCAUGUUUUAAGUAUUUUUUGCAAAUAUCAAUCCAAUUUUAUAGCAUUAAAAGCAACUAUUGAUGUUUCUUGGCAAUUUAAUUUCUGUUAAAUAUAGUUUGAUAAAUUGAAAUUUAUUCACGUCUUAUGGUGACUUUUUGGUUUUUCUGGGGUUGGGUAGACUCCAAUAGCAUAGUCAAUGUUUUUGUUCAUCGUAGCAACGCUCAUGUAAAUCUUUUGCAAGGCAAUGACUACUAAUCUACAUUUAAAAGCAGAUAAAAAGGGGUCUGACUUGAUCUCAUGUUUGUAUUCCAAACUUUUGAUCCACGAAAUGAAGAUGCUUUUUGACCAUUUCUUGUUUUCAUAAGUGAGGGGACCAAGUCACCUUUAGAAUUGUUCAAAUCUAGAAUCUUUCGAGUUUAAUUCUCUUGAAUUAUUUCGAAUUGAUUUGAAAGGUCAGUGUUCAAGGACUGAAUACAUUUUUAUCAUUCAAGAUGUGUAUGGUGGUUUUAUUUUUUGGUAUAAUUUUUUAAAUGUUGGUUGCAGUCUGAGAGGCAACUCAAUAACCAAAUUUAUUUGCCUCUCACCCCAACAAGUUAAUUUAAUUGUCAUUGUGAUAGUAUUGUAUAUAAGUCAUUAUAAAAAGGUAAUCUAGAGCGACGUCUGCCUCUAGAUGGAUUGUGUUUUGGACGGAUUUUUUUUCGAAUUUUUGAAUUUAGAUCACAGCCAGAAUAAGUACCAUGGAAUAAAGACUGAAUAAAACAUAGUAACUGUUGGAUGAAACAAGGCCAUUGUCUCGUUAGUUUACCUACUUCUAGUUGUCUUGCAUUGUCAUAUUUUCCUUUUGUAAUAGAAGUGUUAUGAUAUGAUAUGAUAUGAGCUUGCUUUGUCUAGAUGCUUAUAAAACUAUUUUAUGGCCUAGUUGUAUGUUUUCUAUUCAACCAACGAAGAUGGUGGGCUGUUUGUGGCUGUUUUUCACAAGCUCUUGUCAAAAUGCAAGAAGGUUUCGCAAUCAUAUCGACAUUUUAUGUCAGUAGGUAAAUAAAGAUUUCAUUACAAAUUUGUUAACGUCUUGCAAAUUUAUCUGGAAGCUGCCAAUAACUAUCAAAAUUAAACUCAAUACCUUAGAAUAACAUAUUUUGAAAGGUGUUCUGGGAAGUGGGUGGGAAUGUGUUCUUGUUGCCUCGCUUUGAGGAACUACUUUCUCUGCCCCCAAAAUGGCAGCCACAUUGAGAAAACGCGUUGGGAAAGAUUUGCACGACAGCUAUUCUGAUUCACUAGAUGAUGGUAAAGAAAAUGCUGUGAAAGCUCUUGGCAAUGAAAAACGUAUAUCGCUAGCGGAAUUCGCUUUUCUGUGCCUUUGUAUUACAUUGCUCGUCGCACUUGCAUGUCUGCCGCAUUUCCAUCUGCCUAGGCCCAAAACUGUGAAAGAAUCUAAGGAGACUGAUUUUACUGCUGAGAAGGCACGGACAUAUUUAGAAGGUCUAACAAAGCUUGGAGCACGAACAGUUGGCAGUUAUGCAAAUGAUGUACAAGCUGUUGAUUAUCUCAUGAAAGAAAUUUAUAAUAUUAUAGCGCACACACAGGUAUAUUAUCAUGUUCACGUUGAUGUGCAAACAGCAUCAGGCGGAUUUAUGUUGAAUUUUUUGCACAAAGACUUUGCUGUCGCUUACGAAAACAUAACAAACAUAAUUGUCCACAUACACCCGAAAAGCAGUAAAGCAACAGACCCAAACGUUCUUCUGAAUAGUCACUUUGAUACACAACCUAGAACUGAGGGUGCAAGUGAUGAUGCUGUUAGUUGUGCCAUGAUGCUAGAGAUAAUGAGGGCUAUCUCAAGGUCACCACCAAGAACUAUAAAGAAUGGCAUUGUGUUUCUUUUCAAUGGUGCUGAAGAAGGGAUACUUGAAGGUAGCCAUGCUUUUGUAACAAAGCAUAAGCUUGCUUCUACAAUAAAGGCAUUUGUUAACUUGGAAGCUGCAGGCUCAGGUGGGAGGGAAAUUGUCUUUCAAACUGGACCAGGACAUCCAUGGCUUAUUCAUACAUAUGCCUCAUCUUCUCAGUAUCCCUAUGCAUCAAUAGUGGGACAAGAGAUAUUCCAAUCUGGAAUAAUCCCAUCUGAUACGGAUUUUAGAAUUUUUCGAGAUUAUGGAAACUUGGUUGGUAUUGACAUUGCCUAUGCUUCAAACGGCUAUGUCUAUCACACCCGUCAUGAUAAUUCCUCUAUUAUUCCAGACGGUUCAAUUCAAAGAGGAGGAGAGAAUGUACUUGCAGUUAUAAAAGCUCUGUCAAAAUCACCCUAUUUGACUCAUGAAGAAAACUUUAAACAUGGAAGAACAGCAUAUUUUGAUUUCCUAGGAGCAUAUAUGAUUUUGAUUCCAGAAAGCUUUUUAACUUUGGUGAGCAUUGGCUCAAUAGGUUUUUCACUUCUUUACAUACUGGCAGCUUUGCUAGAAAAAAACACAGUGCAAGACAAAUUUCCUAAAAAUGUGACUUUUCUUUCAUUCAUCAUAGCUAUAGUCACAAUUGUUUGCUCAUGGACAAGUGCCAUAUUUGUAUCUGCUCUUGAUGCAGUUAUUUUGACAAAAUUAGGAUGCUCUUUGUCAUGGUACAGUCAUCCUUGGUUUGCACUUGUUCUAUAUGGAUCACCAGCAUUGGCAACUAUAUUGUUAGUACAUAUUGGUGUUAGAAAGAUUGCAAAAAAAUUUGGCAUAUCAUUUGGAGAAGAUGAGCACGAGCCAGAAAUAUAUGAAAACAAUUGCAUAUUGGCACAUAUCCUGUUGGUAUCAAUAGUGGUUGCUUUGAUGACUUACAAGGGAAUUCUUUCAUCAUUUUUGGUUGUAACAUACCUGGUUUUUCCACUUAUCUUCCACUGUUGCAUCAGACCCUGGAUGCAUAAGAAUGGCCAAAAUGAUGAAUUUUACACUAAAAAAUUACUUCUUAUCCAUAUUCUUGCUGUUUCAUUUCCAAUUGUCCUUUUUACCUAUCAUUUGUUUUCAUUAUUUGAUGUAUUCAUCCCUAUUAUGGGAAGGCAAGGCUCUGAGAUCCCACCAGAUUUAGUUUUUGCUGUUUUAUCUUCAUUUGUUGUUAUCAUCAUUACACUUUACCUUACAUCACUUACUCACUUAGCUCAGAGGGCAGUUUUGAUUGGGAAGAUUGCUGGUUUUAUUGCUUUUGUUUCCUUUCUCUUUGCUUUGCUGGGAAUUAUGUUUCCAUAUUCAGGAAGUCAUCCGGUUUCACCAAAGAGGAUAUUUCUUCAACAUGUGGUUCGUAAUUUUCACAACAAAGAUGGUUUGGUCUAUAAGAAUGACUCUGGUAUAUGGUUUGCACCUUUAGAUUAUCUAGGUUUGAAGCCAGUGAUGCAUCUACCCAGCUUGAAGGAUGUUGCCAGUGCGGAAUGUGAUGGCCCAUAUUGCGGCUAUCCUUAUAUCUUCCCCAUGAGAAGACUCUUGAAGAAAACAUGGUAUUUGAAAGGACCACCUCCAUUCAAAACAAGCAAAAAAUUGUCCAGUUUCAGGAUAAUCAAACAGGAAACCCUUGAAAAUGGCAAUGUUAAAUUUCAAAUAAGAAUCAAAGGGCCAGACCACAUGACAUUGCUUGUAACUCCAAAUGAGGGUAACAAACUGGUGCACUGGUCAGUAACAGAUGAACCACCUUCAGGGCAACAAGACUAUGAUGGCAGGAUGACAUUCUACACAUACUAUGCACAUGGUUUUCAUGCAAAACCUUGGGAUUUCUGGCUUGAAUUUGAAGUCAGUGGAGAAAGAGACGAUGAGAGCAUUGCUGAUGUUGCUGUUGCAGGACACUAUUUGCAUGGUCCCCUGUCAACUACAAAAUGGAUGCAGAAGAUUGUAAGAGAAUUUCCUUCAUGGGUUGUUGAUGUUGCCUUUGUUAGUUCUUAUGAUGUGUGGAGAAUUUGAUCAUGUCCUUUUUGCUUUAUUAAGCUAUGAUUUUAUCUCUACCCUUUUUUGAAAUUUUAAAUCUUGUUGUAUCCAAAUUUUGCAACCAUUUUCAAGUUGCUUAUCCCAAACAUAAAGAUGAAAAUUGUAGAAGAUAUAAAUUUGUGUCUGUCAUAGAAGCUAUAAAGCUUUUCUUCCUUUUUCUCUAAGAGCUUUGUUGGGUUGUCAUUUCUAAUUGGUUUGUUUUUGUCAGAAAGUGUUAAGUAUGUGUCAUGUAACCCACAGUUCAUGCACCAAGGAAAAAUGUUUGGAUAUUUAAUUGAAUUUUAAAUAGCCAAUUUUUUGCAAUUUCCUUUCAUUUCCUUCAUGGUUUAAAGUUGCUACCAUCAACUGUUCUCAAAAUAUUAUCAAAGAAAAAAAGUUGUACAAUAAAACUUCCAUCUCACGAAACCCUUUUUCAAUGAGGCCCACUGUACAACCUCAAUAACCAACCUGUCAAGCUUUCAUGUUAUAUAUAUGUAAAUGUGACAAAGAUCUUUGAGCCAGGUAUUCCAAGAACAGAGGAUUUCAACUUUUAUUUGACUUACAUUUGUUUAUUUAGUUUGAUUUUACUGUUUAAUUUGAAGUUGAUUGUUUGCUGUUCUUUGCUGAGCAUAGUUGACCUUUUCAGAAAAAACAUUUUCUCUUGUUGCCUUUCCUUGAAAAAACAAAAUGAAAUAUAAUCAGUACAGUUUUUGUUGAUGUCACCAUCCUAGUUUUUCUAGAUAAUAAAAAAUGAAUCUGAGAUAGGCAUUACAGACUAUGAUUAAUGCCUAACCGUUUGUAGAUAUUUGUAUGUUGCUUGAAACUGUGGACAAUUUAUUUGGUUUUUAUAUGGGUAAUUAUAUACUUAAGAGAUCAUUAUUGAAAAAUCCAUUUAUAGAAAAUGAUUCCCCUUUUUAUAGUUUUCCAUAUCUCAUAUCUACAUUAUUGGCCAGAGCAAGUUUUUAUGAAAAGGCUUUAUUAUGUUCAGCAAAAAUAGCAAUUAAAUAAUAUUUUCGUGUUCAUGAUUUGCGUAUCAAAGGUUUCAAUAUGUUUUACAUCCUGAUGCGAAUUGAAAGUAGUUACAGCUAAACAGAUGCUAAUAUUUUCAAUGUUAUACAAAACUUCUUACUGAUUGUAUCUUGAAUAUUAUUCACGCAAGUAUAGUAAUAUCUGAGCAAUAUAUUGAUAUCUAUAUUUUAAUAAGGAUGAUGAUUAUCUGCAGUUUGUUAUUUACACGAAUCAAGCAAUAGUGUGUGGUUGUCAA